GCUUAGCGGAGACCAGGGGAAACAUCAAGCUGUGAAAAUUGAAAAAGCUUAAAUACGGUGGCUUUUGCCUCACCAGACUCUCAGAAAGGGCCGCCUCAUUCCAAACGGCCACUUCUCACCAUUAGAGAGAGAGAGAAAUAAAGAGAACGCUUUUCAGACUGAAAAAAUGGGUGCCGGUGGCCGAAUGUCUGUUCCUCCAGGCUCCAAAAAAUCAGAGGCCGAAAGCCUUAAACGAGUUCCAUACGCAAAACCACCAUUCACACUUAGCCAAAUCAAAAAAGCCAUUCCUUCCCAUUGUUUCCAGCGUUCGGUCAUUCGCUCAUUCUCUUAUGUUGCUUUUGACCUUACUAUUGCUGCCAUCCUUUACUAUGUUGCAACUCGUUACAUCCCCCUCCUUCCACACCCUCUGUCUUACCUGGCUUGGCCCAUUUACGGGUUCAUUCAGGGCUGUGUCCUAACUGGUGUUUGGGUCAUAGCCCAUGAGUGUGGCCACCACGCCUUUAGUGACCACCAAUGGCUUGACGAUACCGUGGGCUUAGUCCUUCACUCUUUCCUUCUUGUCCCCUACUUUUCAUGGAAAUACAGCCACCGUCGCCACCAUUCCAAUACAGGCUCUCUCGAGCGAGAUGAAGUCUUUGUUCCCAAGAAAAAGUCUGCCAUGAAAUGGUUCUCCAAAUACCUCAACAACCCACCAGGCAGAUUCCUCACUCUAUUUAUCACUCUAACUAUGGGCUGGCCUCUUUACUUGGCCUUCAAUGUCUCGGGCCGGCCCUAUGACCGCUUCGCGUGCCACUUCGAUCCAUACGGUCCAAUCUACUCAGACCGUGAGCGUGCCCAGAUAUACCUCUCCGAUGUGGGCAUUCUCGCAAUGUGUUAUGGGCUUUACAGGCUCGCUAUGGCAAAUGGGCUCGCUUGGGUUUUAUGCGUAUACGGAGGCCCAUUGUUGGUGGUGAAUGGGUUUUUGGUGCUGAUCACGUUCUUGCAACACACUCACCCAUCGUUGCCUCAUUAUGAUUCUUCGGAGUGGGAUUGGCUUAGGGGAGCAUUGGCCACAGUGGACAGAGAUUACGGUUUGUUGAACAAGGUUUUCCAUAACAUCACAGACACUCAUGUGGCUCACCACUUGUUCUCUACCAUGCCUCAUUAUCAUGCCAUGGAGGCCACAAAAGCUAUCAAGCCAAUACUUGGAGAGUAUUACCAAUUUGAUGGGACACCAGUGUACAAAGCCAUGUGGAGAGAGACUAAGGAAUGUGUUUUCGUUGAGCCUGAUGAAGGUGACGUUCAAGGUGUCUUCUGGUACAACAAGCUUCGGGACUGAAUAAUAAUAAUAAUAAUAAUCAUUGCAGGUGUGAUUUGGGAAGUUCUUAUUUUGUCUUCCUUUUUUCUUGUUGUGCUUUAAGGUAUAGUUUGUGUACUUUAGUUAACUCUAGUCCUAGUUGUGAGUUUCGAUUAUCUUGUUCGUGUCUUAUUAAUAUUAUGUGGACCCCAAAAAGGAAGGGUUAAAGAUUAUCAAAAAGGAGAAAAUAAAAAUAAAAAUGAUCAGAAAGAAAUGUAGUUUUGACGUCUAGUUGGUUCUGUCUUGUUUUUUUGGCAGAAAGGAAGAGUUUCAUGUAGUUCACAAAAGCAUUGGUUUAGAUUGUUGGUUGGGAAGCUUUGAGUUAUUGACGUCAUCCUUAUCAAUGCAGUUAAUUUAUUUUCAUGAUUUAA
Messenger RNA from Humulus lupulus (European hop), 1707 nucleotides. Its product is annotated as delta(12)-fatty-acid desaturase FAD2-like. Gene Ontology annotation, biological process: lipid metabolic process. NCBI's taxonomy places the organism in Eukaryota, Viridiplantae, Streptophyta, Magnoliopsida, Rosales, Cannabaceae. Gene Ontology annotation, molecular function: oxidoreductase activity, acting on paired donors, with oxidation of a pair of donors resulting in the reduction of molecular oxygen to two molecules of water. The record is from RefSeq and is a predicted model, not a curated record. The transcript has 2 exons. Bases 167 to 1318 code for a protein of 383 amino acids.